Molecule: messenger RNA, 562 nt
Organism: Meloidogyne enterolobii
Lineage: Eukaryota; Metazoa; Nematoda; Chromadorea; Rhabditida; Meloidogynidae
Source: the annotation of a GenBank genome assembly
GAGAAGAGAAGAGGAAAAGAGAGAAGAGAAACCGGAAAAAAAAUAAUCUAGAAGGCAGACACUGCCUCUAGUAAAAAUAGAAGAGUUGUGGGCGUGGUUUUUAGCACGUAUUUCUCUCUCUUCGCGGUAAAGUGCUAAAAAGCUGUUGGUGUGGGAAACAGUAAAAACGAUAGCACCUUUUAUUAUUUUAUACCAUUUUCCCAGUCAUUUAGCGCUUUUAAAGGCAAGAAAAUUUUUUUUAGUUUUUUAGAGAAGCCGUCAAAAGAAGAAUUUUUUGUUUUUAACUAAAAAAUGGAUAAUUUAAACAAUAACUUGUCCUCUUUUGGAAGAAAAAGAAUAAGACAAACACCUUCCCCUUUAAAUUGUCCUGUAAUUAAAAAGAAGGCGAGAGGAUUUUGGAUUGAUCAAUUACUUGAAGACAAACAACAACCAGUGGUUGUUGAUAGAAAUAAUUAUUUAAAAUCUCCGGAGUCACCAGCAGGGCCAAGUUCAACAUUAUUGAGAAGGGGAAGAAAAUCGGGAAAAUCUGGUAAAAUAUUAUUUUUUUUAAAUUAAAUUUUUG